This is a messenger RNA of Mus pahari (shrew mouse), 2211 nucleotides long. RefSeq names its product chromosome 2 C12orf4 homolog (gene Ferry3). Gene Ontology annotation, cellular component: cytoplasm. Lineage: Eukaryota; Metazoa; Chordata; Mammalia; Rodentia; Muridae. The transcript is spliced from 13 exons. Gene Ontology annotation, biological process: regulation of mast cell degranulation. The record is from RefSeq and is a predicted model, not a curated record. The coding region runs from base 79 to 1734 and encodes 551 amino acids.
GACCUAUAUGGUCAGUUCUGCGUUGACAGCUCCAAGUGGGCUUUGGUGUCUGAUGAAAGAGAAACCUUGCUGAAGAAUAUGAAGAAAAACCGAGAAAGGUUCUGCAACAAGGAAAGGGAAUUCGUGUACAAGUUCCAGGUAGGAUGUGAGCGCUUAGAGCUGAGAGUGCCUCUCAGGUUUCCCGUGGAGGAGAAUGCCAGUCAUCUGCAUGGACGUCUGAUGCUGCUGCACAGCUUGCCCUGCUUCAUAGAGAGUGACUUAAAAGAUGCUCUGAGCCAGUUUAUAGAAGAAGAAUCCCUCAGAGACCAUGACAGCGAUGCAGAAGCAUGCUUGGAAGCUGUUAAAUCCGGCGAAGUAGAUCUGCACCAGCUGGCAAGUACGUGGGCCAAAGCCUACGCUGAGACCACCUUAGAGCAUGCGAGACCUGAGGAGCCUAACUGGGAUGAAGACUUUGCAGAUGUGUACCAUGACCUAAUCCACUCCCCGGCCUCUGAAACUCUCUUAAAUCUGGAACAUAACUACUUCGUUAGCAUCUCAGAACUGAUUGGUGAAAGAGAUGUGGAGCUGAAAAAGUUACGAGAGAGACAAGGUAUUGAAAUGGAAAAGGUGAUGCAGGAACUGGGGAAAUCACUCACAGAUCAAGAUGUGAAUUCACUGGCUGCCCAGCACUUUGAGUCCCAGCAAGACUUAGAGAAUAAAUGGUCAAAUGAACUGAAACAGUCUACGGCUAUCCAGAAGCAAGAAUAUCAGGAAUGGGUGAUAAAGCUUCAUCAGGACCUAAAAAACCCCAACAACAGCUCCCUCAGUGAAGAGAUUAAAGUGCAGCCGAGUCAGUUCAGAGAGUCUGCGGACGCCGCUGGGAGGAUCUAUGAGGAGCAGAGGAAGCUGGAGGAGAGCUUCACCAUUCACCUGGGAGCCCAGUUGAAGACCAUGCACAAUCUGCGGCUGCUGAGGGCAGACAUGCUGGACUUCUGUAAGCAUAAGAGAACUCACGGGAGUGGCGUGAAGCUCCACCGGUUGCAGACAGCACUGUCCCUCUACUCCACAUCUCUCUGUGGCCUGGUUUUGCUAGUAGAUAAUCGAAUUAAUUCAUAUAGCGGCAUCAAAAGAGAUUUUGCUACAGUUUGCCAAGAAUGUACGGACUUCCACUUCCCUCGGAUUGAGGAACAACUGGAGGUUGUCCAGCAGGUGGCGCUGUACGCGAGAACCCAGCGCAGGAGCAAGUGCAAGGAGGCCCGCGAUUCUGGAAACCAAAAUGGAGGAAGUGAUGAUAAAUCUAAGAAUGCUGAGAGAAACUAUUUAAAUAUUUUACCUGGAGAAUUUUACAUUACACGUCAUUCUAAUCUCUCGGAAAUCCAUGUUGCUUUCCACCUCUGUGUGGAUGAUAAUGUGAAGUCGGGAAAUAUCACUGCUCGGGAUCCUGCUAUUAUGGGACUCCGAAAUAUACUCAAAGUCUGCUGUACCCACGACGUCACAACGAUAAGCAUCCCGCUCUUGCUGGUGCAUGAUAUGUCCGAGGAAAUGACUAUUCCUUGGUGCUUAAGGAGAGCAGAACUGGUAUUUAAGUGUGUCAAAGGUAAGUCUUCCCAGUUAUUGGAAGGAGAGCCUCCCAAAGGAAAAGCAAAGUUGCCUCUGUCUCAGAGCAUUUCUGAAGAAAUGUUUUAUCAGCUGAGUAACAUGCUUCCACAGAUCUUCCGGGUCUCCUCAACGCUCACCCUGACAUCCAAACACUAAACUCUUACAGACUGACUCACUGACAGAAGAGAACUCUUACAGACUGACUCACUGACAGAAGAGGGUUUCGGAACUCUCUGAGAGAACUGUCCUGGAAUCCUGUUAAGCAAAAGGUGCCCAGUGAGAUCGAGCCACCUGUUAAGUGAUGAAGUAUGUUAUCAAACGUUCCAAAAAUGUGUAUACAUCACAAACCAGAAGCCAGCUCCCAGCGGAAGCAUUUACUCCGUCCCUUUAUGAAAGAAUAGCUCUUCUGUCUACUUAUAUGUCCUAUCAGGGAAUGACAGUGGUAACACUUAAAGUGUUUCUCAAAUGUGGACACUGUAUUUUGUUACACUUCCAUGGAGAUCUCUGAUUUUUCCGUGGCAUGAGUUCUGUAAUUAGGCAUAAAAGUACAAAUCAAAAUUUGUCAAAUCAAAAUUUAAAUAUACAUUUCAAGUAUAAGUUUCUUGUGAAAAUGUUUUUAUAGCAAUGCAAAUA